AUGGAGGAAUCUUUGGACGGGAGGGAAGUUGGAGCUACUACGUCUGGCUUCGAUUCGGCGACCAUACUGAAUGAUGACGUAUCACCAACCACUAGUUUCUGUUACAACAUACCAAAUCUUUUUAAUGGUUUAGGACCAGCUUCAGUUUUAUGUGAACGGACAGACACCGACGAGAGUUAUAUAACCACUGAACCCUCGGAAGAAGCAGAACACCAACAGUUUGAGGAUGAUGAAGAAUAUUCACCGAAAUCAAGUACUAAAAGCGACUUACCGAAGAGGAAACAAAGAAGGUAUAGGACAACAUUUUCAAAUGUACAGUUGGAGCAACUGGAGGCUGCCUUCCACAAGACCCAUUAUCCUGAUGUCUUCUUCAGAGAAGAACUUGCCAUGAGAAUUGAUCUGACUGAGGCCAGAGUUCAGGUAUGGUUCCAAAACCGGAGGGCUAAAUGGCGUAAACAACAGAAAUUAGGAUCUGAUACCUAUCCCCCGCGGGGUCGGUCUCCUGACGAAAGAUCUCCAUCUGCAUUGGCGCUUGAGAUGAGAGAUUUCAUCACUAUACCUGUAUCGUCUACACAAAUGAUAAAUAUAUCUGAGACCACACAAAACAGUUAUGCGAAGAAACAAGCUGCACCGGCCAUCCAUAUACAAGCGCUACCAACUAAACAAAACCCACAAGGUGACUUCCCCUCAUUUUCCAUACCCCUUCAAUACAAUUUUGGCACAUUCAAGAAAAUUGGAGAAGAAGUUCAACUUGAUUUAGAGACUACUGAGGCCGUGCAGCAACCACCAUGGGAUUCAAGAAUGAUACCAAACUUUAAUCUAUUGAACUUAAAGCCUUUAAUAGAACCAAGAGAUAAUAUUGAAAUAACUGAACUGAAAUAUGAUGUAAAGAAUGAAAGCCGUGUAAAUUUUAAUGAAAUAGCAAACUCAAGUUUACAAGCAGCUACUAUAGAAACUGUAGAUAUUUUAUGUAAGGAAACGGUAAAUGAGGGUCAAACUAUAUCACCAGAUUUUGGUAUAGAAAGAUAUCAGAGUUAUCACAAUGAAAAUGAGAAAAGGUUUAGGGAUUCUAGUUUUGAUGAAGCUAUAAUGGAAGACGGUAGAAACGAGUUUGUAUGUGAAACUGAUUUUUUGUGUAAAAACAAUUUUGGAAAGGGUGAGGAGAAACGGAAUGAGUUUGAAGAUUGUCAUCUACUAGAUACUGACAGUGGUGUUGGAAUUAGUAAUUUUGAGAGUAAUUUAUAA
Messenger RNA from Achroia grisella, 1245 nucleotides. Its product is annotated as homeobox protein Hox-B2a-like. Gene Ontology annotation, biological process: regulation of transcription by RNA polymerase II. The transcript is spliced from 6 exons. The coding region runs from base 1 to 1245 and encodes 414 amino acids. NCBI's taxonomy places the organism in Eukaryota, Metazoa, Arthropoda, Insecta, Lepidoptera, Pyralidae. Gene Ontology annotation, molecular function: DNA-binding transcription factor activity, RNA polymerase II-specific; RNA polymerase II transcription regulatory region sequence-specific DNA binding. The record is from RefSeq and is a predicted model, not a curated record.